AUGGAGCUCGGAGGAGCAGGCACUCUGCUCUUGGCAGUCAGUGUUACAGCGCUCAUAUUCCUCAUGACGUGGAUUAACAGCAAUAAGAGGAAGAAUAUGCCCCCUGGACCAACUCCUCUUCCUUUCAUUGGGAAUAUUCUACAGGUGAACAAUAAAGAGCUGCCACAGUCAUUCCUAAAGCUUGCCAAGGUUCAUGGAGAUGUAUUUACUGUCCAACUGGGGACCAGAUCAAUCGUCCUCCUCCAUGGCUAUGAUACUGUGAAAGAGGCUUUAGUGGACAACGCUGAUGUCUUCAGUGACAGGGGGACUAUACCCACAGUGCAAAGGAUAUUUCAAAACUUUGGAAUUAUAUUUAGUAAUGGGGAGCGUUGGAAAGUGUUGCGUCGUUUCUCUUUGUCAACCCUGAGGAACUUUGGAAUGGGGAAAAGGAGCAUUGAGGAGAGGAUCCAAGAAGAGUCUCAAUACCUCAUGGAAGAGUUUAGGAAAAAGAAAGGUUCACCUUGUGAUCCUACAUUCCCCUUGACAUUAGCCGUGUCCAACGUGAUCUGUUCCAUUGUCUUUGGUGAACGUUUUGACUAUGCAGAUCAGACAUUUCUCAGUCUUCUUGAAACAAUGAAAGAAACAUUUAAGUUGGUGAACUCAGCAGCUGUGCAGUUGCUCAAUAGUUUCCCAAAUUUUAUCCGUUAUCUCCCUGGACCACAUCAGAAACUUUUCCAGAACAUUAAAAAGAUACAAGCCUUCGUUUUGGAGAAAGUGAAAGAACAUGAGAAGACUUUGGACAAAGACUGUCCCAGGGAUUAUAUAGAUUGUUUCCUUAUAAAGAUGGAGGAGGAGAAGAAUAACCCUAAUACGAAUUCUACUUUAGGAACCUAUUUGUUUCUGUGAUGAAUCUUUUCUUUGCUGGGACAGAAACUACAAGCAACACUUUAAAAAACGCAGUUUAACAAUUCUGAGCAAGUACCAGGAUGUAUUAGCAAAGGCCCAGGAAGAAGUUGACGGUGUGAUUGGUCAGAAUCGUAGUCCCUCUAUGGAAGAUCGGAGCAAGAUGCCAUAUAUGGACGCUGUCAUCCAUGAGAUACAGAGAGUUUCAGACAUUGUGCCCUUGGGACUUCCCCAUGCAACAACUCAAACCACCGUCUUUAGAGGCUAUACCAUCCCAAAGGGAACCACCAUAUUUCCCCUUCUGACAUCUGUCCUGAAAGAUCCAAAGUACUUUCAGAAUCCUCAUACAUUUGACCCGGGUCACUUCUUGGACGAGAAGGGUUGUUUCAGAAAAAAAGAUGCUGCCAUACCAUUUUUCUAUGGGGAAGAGGAUCUGUCUUGGAGAAGGGAUGGCCAGAAUGGAGAUCUUCUUGUUUCUUUCCUUCAUCUUGCAACGUUUUAACCUGAAAUGUGAUGAGGAUCCUUCAAAUAUCGAUAUCACCCCGAUGCCCAACACCAAUGGAGCUGUCCCUCAUACUUAUAAGAUACGCUUUAUUCCCCGCUAA
Staurois parvus is the source of this 1487-nucleotide messenger RNA. Lineage: Eukaryota; Metazoa; Chordata; Amphibia; Anura; Ranidae. The record is from the annotation of a GenBank genome assembly.